Molecule: messenger RNA, 496 nt
Organism: Gossypium arboreum
Lineage: Eukaryota; Viridiplantae; Streptophyta; Magnoliopsida; Malvales; Malvaceae
Exons: 1
Coding region: 137-496 (119 amino acids)
Source: RefSeq, a predicted model, not a curated record
AGAACGUGUCUGCUAAUUUCAAUUAGUUAUGUCCUUUUGCUUCUUCUUUUUUUCAAUAUUAAAACCCUAAAACAUAAUCAAUUUUUCAAUUCCCAACCCCUUUUUUUAUUACCUUGUACUUCAAGAAACAAAAGCCAUGAGUCUCAAUUGCUUGAAUUGCCGUAUGCUUAAAAGAACAAUUGAUUCAAACAAUAGUAGGGAUCAUUGUAGCAAGGCAAAACAUAGAAGGAAAAUUGGUUUUAAUGAUAGAGCUAGGUCGGAAAUAAGCCCGGUGGCUUAUGAAAAACUCACAAGCGAUGAUGAUUUGGUAAUGCCGACAUUCGGUCCAAAGAAGAGUCACCAUUGUCGAGCAAAUACAAUCGAUAUGACGUAUGGAGCAGUGACGUUCGAGGCUGAUGGUAAACCUAGGUUGGUGAGGAGCUCUGGGAUGAGGAGGGAUUGGAGCUUUGAGAAUUUGAGAGAUGAAAAGAAGAGAAAUGAGAUGAGAGUACAUUGA